AGAAGUAUCUGUAGAAAAGGUCGCAGUGUUUUGGUCAUGUAGCCAGUGUUGCUUUAAUUAAAUAAAAAUAAAAGUAAAUAAAUAUAGCCAAAAAUGUUAACUGCGUCUGCUUCUGUAGUGGGGUAUGGUCGGAGACAAGGUUCAAGCCGAAAAGUUAACUCGGCGGAGGUGAAACCAGAACCAGUAGAUCUACGACAAGUGACAGUGUUGCCCAAAUCGGAAUGGCUGCGUAUCCAGGACAGUCUAAAUCAUGUAAACAGACAGCGGGAGAGUCUCAUUGCUGCAGCAAGGCAGCGUCAGGACUUGCACCUGCGCUCCAAGGAGGUGGUCAAAAACUGGUCAAACACCAUAGCUGGACAACGACUGAAGAAAUUGGAAGCAAAGAAAAUCAGAGAAGAGCUGGAGGAGGAGGAGAGAAAACAGAUCGACCUGGAGGAAGCAAAGUACCAGGAGGAGAAACGAAAAGAAGCAAUCGAGAGAGCAAAAUCUCUGCUGUACUAUCAGACUGACAGAGUGAAAGGAUUUCAUAGUGCCUUGUUGCUGACGGAGGUUCUGAAGGAGCGGGAGGCCCAGAUUGAACUGAAGAAAAGAAAAGAGAAUGUUUCUAAAGACAUGGAUAAAGAGAUUAUGGCUAUGCUUAAACAUAAAGCGAUUCAGGCUUUUCAACAGGAGCUGCAGAAAACCCUGGAGAACAAGCAAAAGUGUCUCUCAGUUGCUGAAAGUUUAAAACAACAGAUUAAGGUGCAUGAGCAGGCAGUAGAGCAGGAGAGAAUGGAAAAGAAGAAGGAGGCAGAGGAGCUCCAGCAGCUCCAGGAGGUUCAUCUUAAAGAAAUAAAUCUGCUUCAGGAAAAGAAGCAGGAAGAGAAGAAAAGCAUAAUGAAAGCUCAUCAAGAACACCUGGCUAAAAGGGACACCAUCCAAGCUGCUGAAGCUAAAAAACAGAAGGAGGAGGAGGAAAGACAGAGGCUUUUUGCGAGUACUAAGCAAAAAAUUAUGAAACUCAGGAAAGAAAAAGAAGCAGAGCUGUUUAGAAAGGUCCAAAGACACAGAGAAACACUUGUGGAGAAACUGGCAGCGUAUCACCAGGAACAUGCCGUCAACGAGGAAGAGCUCACUGCUAAAGCAGCAGCAGAAGCCGAGGCCAAGCUGGAUAAACAACAACGUGAGAAGGAUGAGAUGAAGGCAGCCAUGCUGAAGUCUAUUGCUGAGCACAGAGAAGCCGUGCGACUAAAGCAGGUGCAAAAGGAUCAAGAGGAGAAACAGAAAGCUGUUGAGAUGCUUAAUGCGAAGAAAGCAGCAGAUCUUAUUUAUCUUGAAAAGCAGCUAUUCAAGGCUCACAGAAUGAAGGAGGAUUCCAGAGCUCUACAAGACACCUACACUCAUCAAAUGGCUAGGAAUCAUGUACAGGAGGAGUGCAGGAAAAAAGAGCGACAAGAAUAUGAUGUGAGAAAUGCAGAGCUCAUUGCACAAGAAGAGAAUCAGUUUCAGAAAUACGCCCAGCAGGUGAUUCAGACAGCCAGUGACGCCCAGAGAAACACCUACCCGCUGCGUAAGGCAGCCAAGGCGGGCAUCGGUGGAGGUCUCGGACCCGUAUUUGGUGGGGUUAGGCCUAGUUAUCUUGUUCAGGAUCAAACUGGUGUUGAGAUGCCCAGUUAUGUGGGCGGUACCACUUCAGAGAUAAAGGAGCUGAAUGAAACCAGUGACAUUCACCAAGCUAAGAAACGGCUGGGAUUUACCUGGCAAUCAUUAGGAGUUUAACACUGAGCUGUUACUUGUAUCACAGUAUCACAGUAAUGCAUAAAAAAGUCAAAUUAAA
Trichomycterus rosablanca is the source of this 1816-nucleotide messenger RNA. RefSeq names its product cilia and flagella associated protein 210 (gene cfap210). Lineage: Eukaryota; Metazoa; Chordata; Actinopteri; Siluriformes; Trichomycteridae. The coding region runs from base 94 to 1758 and encodes 554 amino acids. The transcript has 9 exons. The record is from RefSeq and is a predicted model, not a curated record.